Molecule: messenger RNA, 1314 nt
Organism: Microtus oregoni (creeping vole)
Lineage: Eukaryota; Metazoa; Chordata; Mammalia; Rodentia; Cricetidae
Product: UDP-GlcNAc:betaGal beta-1,3-N-acetylglucosaminyltransferase-like protein 1
Exons: 13
Coding region: 89-1162 (357 amino acids)
Source: RefSeq, a predicted model, not a curated record
UCUCUGCACCGCCUCCCGGAGCUUGCUCUGCAAACCGUGGCUGCUUGUGCUGGACGCGCGUGCAAAAGGAGGGCGGUGGAGCCCUGCCAUGCAGCUCCCCAAGGACUCCACUGGGCAUGGCCCGCUGGCCUCAGUGACUAUUAUCCUCCCAGUGCACAAUGCUGAACUGUGGCUGGAUGAGUGCUUGGCGUCUGUGUUACAGCAAGACUUUGAAGGCACCAUGGAGCUCUCUGUUUUUAAUGAUGCCAGCAAGGACAAUUCUAGGACCAUCAUAGAGAAAUGGAAGGUGAAACUGGAAGAUUCUGGCAUCUCUGUAGUCGUUGGAGGCCAUGACUCUCCUUCUCCCAGAGGAGUUGGAUAUUCUAAAAACCAAGCAAUCGCACAGAGCACCGGGUCUUACCUUUGCUUUUUGGAUUCAGACGAUGUCAUGAUGCCCCAGAGAGUGAGGCUGCAGUAUGAAGCUGCCGUGCAGCACCCAACGAGUAUCAUAGGAUGCCAAGUGAGGAGAGACCCCCCAGACUCUACAGAGCGAUACACACGUUGGAUCAACCAGUUGACAUCGGGUCAGCUGUUGACACAGGUGUUCACCUCCCAUGGCCCCACAGUGAUCAUGCCCACGUGGUUCUGCUCUCGGGCCUGGUUUUCCCAUGUGGGCCUGUUUGAUGAAGGAGGACAGGGGGUACCAGAGGACUUGCUGUUCUUCUAUGAGCACCUUAGGAAAGGGGGCGGCGUCUUCCGUGUGGACCACAACCUGCUCCUCUACCGCUAUCACCCGUAUGCAGCCACACACUCGGUCCUUGAGGUGACCAUCUGGACCCACCGUGUCCACUUCCUAGAGGAACAAGUCCUGCCCCGUUGGAAGUGCUUCACCAUUUGGAAUGCAGGCAAGCAGGGGCGUAGGUUAUACCGCAGCCUGACAGCAGCCAGCCGGUGCAAGGUGGUGGCCUUCUGUGAUGUUGAUGAGAACAAGAUCGGAAAGGGCUUUUACUGCCAUGAGGAGUCUCAGGAGAGACCCAAGCCGAAGGUCCCCAUCCUGCAUUUCCAAGCUGCCCGGUCCCCCUUUGUCAUCUGUGUGAAGCUGGACCUCACAGGGGGUGCAUUUGAAGACAACCUGAAGUCACUGAACUUGCAGGAAGGCCGGGACUUCGUUCAUUUCAGCUGAGUUUGCCACCAGGUGUCUGCACUGCACCCACUGCAGGUUUUUCUAUGUCAUCCUGGAACUCACUAUGCAGACCAGACUAGCGUCAAACUCAGAGACCCGCCUGCCUCUGCUGGGAUGAAAGGUGUGCACACCAUUCCUGGAUGUUUCUUCUU